AUGGAAUCCCUCGCUACCCUCGCUACCCUCGAAUCGAACAACCUCCUCGGCUUGCCCCCAAGACUCGCCCCUCGUCCCCUCGUCCCCUCAUUCGGAAUCAAAACCUCAACCCAAUUUCCCAACAGACACACAAUAGCACCAACAACAGUAACGUUUCUCUACCCGGUCGUCCCCGCUACCUCCAAGCCCUUCAACCUCGAGUACUACCUCGCGACCCACAUGCCAUGGGUGCAAAAGUCCUGGUCCAAAUUCGGCCUUCAGAAAUGGGAAGUCAUGAAGCUUGAUCCAGUGGGUGGCUACACGACCGAGUUGAUCAUGCAUUGGGAAAGUUUGGAGGCGUUUAGGAAGGCGUUGAAGGAGGACAGCGUGGAGAUUAUGGCGGAUAUUCCGAAUUUCAGCACAGUGCCGCCGGUGCAGAUUUGGGGGGAGGUUGCUGGUGGGAACUGA
Lachnellula hyalina is the source of this 447-nucleotide messenger RNA. RefSeq lists its product as uncharacterized. The record is from RefSeq and is a predicted model, not a curated record. Bases 1 to 447 code for a protein of 148 amino acids. Lineage: Eukaryota; Fungi; Ascomycota; Leotiomycetes; Helotiales; Lachnaceae. The transcript has 2 exons.